AAGCCGAGCGCGCCACCGGACACAUCCAGAUGUUGCGUUCGAGGCACCGGGAGAAGUCUGGAGCUCCGGAGACAAACUUCCACAGUCCGCCGCGCAGGGAUGGGAGCUGCUAGAGCGGAUUAGAGGACGAACAGAGCAGAGGAGCCGCUCGGACAGAGGAGCAGUGCGCAACUUGGAGCUUCAAAAGUGCCUGAAAUGUUCGUUUUUACGCGCAGGGUUGGGCUGUAGUCGAGCGGGCCGGUGGUUUAAACUGAACUCUUCCUUUCCGUGCUGAGAGCGUGUUUUGGGGACCGACAUGGCUUUUGUUCACUUGCUCCUGUGCGCCUGGAUGUGCGCGUCCAUGUGCGGCGCGUUUUUCAACGGACCUCUUCAGCCGGAGAUGUCCAACGGGACUUUCCAUCACUACUUCGUGCCGGACGGCGACUACGAGGACAACGACGACCCGGAGAAGUGCCAGAUGUUGUUCAAGAUGACCGACGAGCGCAAGUGCGGUCUGGACGAGGACCAGGACGCGGUGAUCCGGGACGACUUCACCAUCAUCAAGCGGCAGAUCGAGGACUCGGCGCGGGUGCUGGAGGGCAUCGGCAAGAGCAUCUCCUACGACCUGGACGGGGAGGACAGCUACGGCAGGUAUCUGCGCAGGGAGACGGCGCAGAUCAGCGAGGCGUUCACAAACUCGGAGAAGUCGCUGCUGGAGCUGGAGGUGAAGUUCAAGCAGAGCCAGGAGAGCGAGCUGAAGGAGGAGCACCGGCUCAACGACGACUUCCUCACCAUGAUCGUGCACACGCGGGACGUGCUCAAGGAGACCGUGGACAUUUCUCUGGGCCUGAAGGACAAACACGAGCUGCUGUCGCUCAUCAUCCGCAGCCACGGAACCAGGCUGAGCCGCCUGAAGAACGAGUACAUGAAGUUCUGAGGCUCGAACUUUACGCAGGACGGUUGGACCAACUCCGGUCACGUUAGUUGGUAAAAGUCAACCAAGUUCAUCCAAGUUACCGAGUUGUAUCGAUGCCACAGGUUGAAGUUGGAUCUACUUAAAUCAUUCAACUUGAAGUUUGCUCAAGUAUUUGCUUUAAUCCAUGUUAAUUUCUGACACUAAUACAUUGUUGGACCAACUUAAAUAAACAGCGUCAGUCGAUGAAACUCAAUGAAAUUAAGUUCAUCUAACAAAUUGUCCUGAAGCCACAGGUGGUGCAACUUGAAGUUUGCA
Molecule: messenger RNA, 1210 nt
Organism: Stegastes partitus (bicolor damselfish)
Lineage: Eukaryota; Metazoa; Chordata; Actinopteri; Pomacentridae
Gene: fibinb
Product: fin bud initiation factor b
Exons: 2
Coding region: 296-916 (206 amino acids)
Source: RefSeq, a predicted model, not a curated record